Messenger RNA from Malassezia globosa CBS 7966, 1119 nucleotides. RefSeq lists its product as uncharacterized. The transcript has a single exon. Gene Ontology annotation, cellular component: Rpd3L-Expanded complex; nucleus. The coding region runs from base 1 to 1119 and encodes 372 amino acids. Gene Ontology annotation, molecular function: histone deacetylase activity. The record is from RefSeq and is a predicted model, not a curated record. Lineage: Eukaryota; Fungi; Basidiomycota; Malasseziomycetes; Malasseziales; Malasseziaceae.
AUGAAACCCGCGCGACUUGCACUAACAAAUCGACUUGUACAUGGAUACGGCUUGCAUAAGUAUAUGUCCGUGUAUUCACCACGAUGGGCAUCGCGUGAGGAACUGGAAAUGUUUCAUGACAGUGAUUAUGUUGACUUCCUUAGCACCGCCACACCGUCUACACCAUUGUCAUCUGCAUUUACCCGAUUCAAUUUUGCCGACGAUUGCCCCGUAUUUGACGGCAUGUACGACUUUUGUCGGGCAUACGCCGGAUCAUCGCUCGCGGCUGCCCGUAGGCUUGCUGCUGGAGCCACGGACAUUGCUAUUAACUGGACAGGAGGGCUUCACCAUGCAAAGAAAUUUGAAGCCAGUGGGUUUUGCUACAUCAACGAUAUCGUUCUAGCGAUUUUAGAACUCUUGCGGACGUUUCCACGUGUUCUGUAUAUUGACAUCGAUAUUCACCAUGGUGAUGGUGUACAAGAAGCCUUUUACACAUCCAAUCGUGUCAUGACAGUGUCUUUCCACAAGUACGGGAACGAUUUUUUCCCAUGCACUGGCGACAUUAGCGAAACGGGAGUCGGGCUAGGCAAGCAUUUUUGCCUUAAUGUGCCGCUGCAGGACGGCAUUGACGAUGGUGCCUACGUGUGUCUUUUUAAAAGCGUAAUUGAACCCUGUGUUUAUACCUUCCAGCCAAGUGCCAUUGUUCUCCAGUGCGGUGCUGACUCGUUGGGUCUCGAUCGGCUCGGCUGCUUCAAUCUUAGCAUUGCUGCACAUGGUGAAUGUGUUGCCUUCACUAAAGCAUUUGGCCUCCCGAUGCUCGUUCUUGGCGGUGGCGGCUACACGAUCCGCAAUGUUGCACGCUGCUGGACAUACGAAACAUCCGUGCUAACAGGCACGCAGAUUCCAGAUGAUUUACCUCAUACCCCUUAUGAUGCGUUUUUUGCGCCAACGCAUCGUCUUCACGAACCCCUUAUCGCACGCGUUGAGAACCAAAACACGCGCACAAGUCUCGAACGAACGCGAAUUCAAGUAUUGGAAAAACUGCGCUAUCUCCACGGAGCACCCAGUGUACAAAUGAAUGAGCUACCUCCCGAUUUGGCUGGCGGUUGGGUUGAUGAACCUAUCAAAGAUUAUCCCUGA